Nicotiana tabacum (common tobacco) is the source of this 1918-nucleotide messenger RNA. RefSeq lists its product as uncharacterized. NCBI's taxonomy places the organism in Eukaryota, Viridiplantae, Streptophyta, Magnoliopsida, Solanales, Solanaceae. Gene Ontology annotation, molecular function: protein dimerization activity. The record is from RefSeq and is a predicted model, not a curated record.
AAUAUAUUCAAAUAGCAGACUAUUAACAUAAUUGUGUGGAUUAUCUACUUUUAGGUAUACCUCUUGUAUUCAGAAACUCUCCCAUUAUCAAUAAAAUUACACUUGAUCUAAAAAGAAAAAAAAAUAUUUACAUAUUGAGUGUGUUGAUCCCCCUAAGUUUUCUGAGUAAAUUUAAAAAGAUGAUAAUAAAGUUUUGCAUUUUCAGAAACAAACAAUAUUUUGAGACAACAUAACAUAUGAACACCGGCAACCAAAUCCAUCUAUUCCAAUUAAUUCUGUACGGUCUUUGAAAUAUUUAUCAGGCACAUACCAAAAGAAAAGCUAUCAACAUUUCCAGACUUUGUGGCUUAAAUUUUGUUAUUGAUGAUAUCUAUAUGAAGAGAUAUUAUCAGAUUUUCUUACUCAAGAGGUUCUACUUCUUCAUACACCAUUCUUGUACCACCAUCCGCGUCGGUCAAGAUACUACUUUAGACAGCUUCAUCAAAAGUAAUAUGCUACUUUAACCGGAUAAAAAAAAUCCGUAAUCCUAUAAAGCAAUAUGUCAACAAUAACCCAGAAUCCCAAGACAAGAAAUAGGAGUAAUUCACAGUAGAUCAUUAUAAAUGUAAGUCAUAACAGCAAAGCAUCAGGUCCUUAUAACAUCAACUCUAGUGCAGGGUUGUGACCUCGCUUAAAGCGAGAAGCGAAGCGAAGCUACCCAACCAUCGCUUCUGCUAUCUGAAGCGUAGCAGGUAUUUAAAAGCGGUCGCUUCCCACUAAAAAGCGAGAAGCGACGAUGCGAAGCGAGGCGACUGAAGCGAGCUCUUCUCUGGAACAAUGUGGUUCAUGCAUUGAAGAUUGGUAAUCCUUUAGUUAAAGUGCUUCGUUUGGUGGAUGGGGAGCAAAGGCCACCAAUGGGCUACCUUUACGAAGCAAUGGAUAGGACAAAGGAGGCUAUUCAAGACUCUUUUAGUGAUCAAAGAAAAUACAAAAGAGUCUUUGAGAUCAUAGAUAAAAGGUGGAGCGAUCAGAUUCAUCGUCCUUUGCAUGCAGCUGGACUUGUUUUGAACCCGGAACUGUUUUAUGACAAUGAAGAGAGGAUUCUAGAAGAUGAAGAAUUGUGGAAGGGAUACAUUGAAUGUAUUGAGAAGUUGAUACCUGAAGAAUCCGUGCAAGAUAAAAUAAUUUAGUAAUUAUAGGAAUGCUGAGCAACUUUUUGGAAAAAACAUGGUGAUUAGACAAAGAAAGAUGAAGUCACCAGGUGAGCGAGUGCUUAUAUGUUGCUUCAUAGUUAAUAAGUUAUUUCUUUAUCAAUAUUAUGUUUUGAAUAUUUGUUCUACUUCAACAAUUGAAUGGUGGAAGCAAUAUGGCCAUUCCACUCCAGAAUUACAAAAGUUUGCCAUCAAGGUUCUAAGUCUAACAUGUAGCUCAUCCGGGUGUGAAAGGAAUUGGAGCGUGUUUGAACAUAUUCAUACCAAAAAGAGGAACAAACUAACCUUGAAGCGUCUCAAUGAUCUAGUCUUCAUUAAGUACAAUAAAACAUUGAGACGUCGUUACACCGCUCGCAAUGUAAUUGAUCCAAUUAGUUUGGACAACAUCGAUGAUGCUAAUGAAUGGCUAACUGGAGUCCCGGAAGAUCAUGCAGAUGAAGAAAUAUUUGAGGAAACUUCUGAUUUCACAUGGGGUGAUGUUGCGGAGGCGCGUGGAAUUGGGGAGAGGAUUUAUGGUUUGAGGGGGAGUACCUCAACUUCAAGUUCACAGAGGAAGGGAAAAGAAGCAGCUACUUUGUCCCUAGUUGAUAAAGAAGAAGUUGAAGAAGAUGACGAGCAAUAUAAUAAUGAUAGUGGAAUACAAGCAUUUGACAAUCUUGUAGAAGAAUAGGAUGCUCAUUUUGUGCUUUAAUUGAUGCUAAUCUUUAGUUUUUACAUUGAAGUAUUGA